Messenger RNA from Iphiclides podalirius (scarce swallowtail), 369 nucleotides. NCBI's taxonomy places the organism in Eukaryota, Metazoa, Arthropoda, Insecta, Lepidoptera, Papilionidae. The record is from the annotation of a GenBank genome assembly.
AUGCUAACACUCAACGGUCAACCAUUAAGGUCUUCGUACAGAAGCAUAAGAAGACCAACAGGCGUCCAAUUGGGGCAUCCCGGAUAUCCGAAGUUAAAACCCGCGAUACCUUUUCCAUACGAAGACGUUGUACGAAAUGCUUCACCGUUUCGGCAAAAUAACCACUUUGAUACUUUCAUCGACCCGUACCUUCUAGAAGGUUCGGAAGCCGUUGCAGCGGUGAGACGGGCUGCCCAUCAUGGACAGUUCUUUUUUCAUGACAUACCACACAUAGAGUCAUUACUAGCAAACCAGGAUCUUAGACUAAAGAAUAAUCUGGAGCCCCACAGGAUUGGAAGUAUCCGUCACAACUGGCCAUAUAACCGACCA